AUCAUGGUCCCCGCCGCCACCCCACGCAUCAAUGGCCCAUACAAUCGCAAGCGUGCUGAAGCCCUCUAUACUCUAUUCAACACCCACGAAGCUACUGCCAAUCGCAUGAUGCUUGUCGACAAGGAGCUCGAGCAGUGGCUCACAAAGACACAACACGACGGCAGGAACCCAUGGAUCUACGCACCCCUUGCCCUACGCAAGGAAGUCGAGGCAUACGGACGUGGGUAUCCUACCGGACCGGCUAUGAAGCAGGAGAGUAACUAUAACGCCCUCGCGAUCCAAAACAAUUCUUCCAAGAGCUUGGUCACGAUUGACGAACUAGAUAGUAUCCUGAAGGAAUUCGACGGCGCAGAGCAUGGAGAGAAAAUCUGCUAUUGUCAGCGCGCGAGUGUGAAACAGGAGGGCAUGAACGAGGUUGUGGAUUGUGGGUACAAGGACUGCAAGAUUGGAAAGUUCCAUCGGAAGUGUGUGAGUGAGUGGUUUCCGGAGAAGUUUACGAGGUGGUAUUGUGCGGCGUGCUUGGAGGAGAUGGAGGUGGUGGUGGAUAGGCUGAUGGAGGAGCUUGAUGGUAAGUAUUAUUGAGGAGGCGAAGGGUGAGGGCUGGAAGACUGGCCGACCGAGGCGAGAUAAGGAUGCUAUGGUGCGAGAGGAUUUCAGGAUUUUGGUGCAGAUGCGGAAAGAUUGGGCGGUUCAGUGAGAUGUAAGCCCGGAGUGGAG
This is a messenger RNA of Lindgomyces ingoldianus, 717 nucleotides long. RefSeq lists its product as uncharacterized. NCBI's taxonomy places the organism in Eukaryota, Fungi, Ascomycota, Dothideomycetes, Pleosporales, Lindgomycetaceae. The transcript has a single exon. The record is from RefSeq and is a predicted model, not a curated record. Bases 4 to 582 code for a protein of 192 amino acids.